UCUAUUUCUCCCUAAAUUAGUAUUUCCCUUCCCAAUAACCCAAUCAAACCCAAGAGAAGAGUAAAAUUGAAGUCUCCUCAACUUCCUUCUUUUAAGAAAUAUAAUACCCCAAUCCCCCUCUCCUUUUUCCUCAUCCAUCAUUUCUCUCUUCUUCCUCUGGUUUCCGUUUUAAUAAUGUCUUCCCCUUCCCUCUUCCACUUUCACUUUCACUCUCACUCUCACUCUCACUCCCAUUCUCAUUGAAACAACAACACGACCCACUUCCUUUCUUUCUAAUAAAAAAUUUCUAUGGAUUUCGAUCUCGAAAACCCAUUAACUCAUCUUCAUCAACUUCACUCUGACGACGCUUCUCUCUUUCUCACUGAGUCCGAUCACAUGCUCUCACCCUCUUACCUUCAUACUCUUCUCACUUCUCCUUCUGAUUUCGCCGUCCGGCGAGACACCAUUUAUUUCAUCUCUCAGUGCUGUUCUAACUCUAACAUCGAUCCACACUUGUCUUAUCUCGCUGUCAAUUAUCUUGAUCGUUUCUUCUCCUUUCAGGGAAUGCCGCAACCAAAGCCAUGGGUCUUGCGACUUCUUGCGGUUUCUUGUGUAUCGCUUGCUGCCAAAAUGAAGCAAAUUGAACACAACCUCUCUGAUUUUCAGGGCAGUGAGGGAUUCAUCUUUGAUCCUCAAACAGUACACAGAAUGGAAGUUCUCAUCUUGGGAGCUCUUAAAUGGAGAAUGCGCUCCAUCACUCCUUUCUCUUUCAUCCCUUUCUUCAGUUCCCUCUUCAAACUCAGAGACCCACCAUUGUUGCAAGCUCUCAAAGGCAGAGCUACAGAGAUCAUCUUCAUAGCUCAAAACGGGAUUGAGCUAUUGGAGUUCAAGGCAUCUGUAAUUGCAGCUGCUGCUCUGCUGUCUGCUGCACACGAGCUGUUCCCAAUCCAAUACCCAUGCUUCAGAAAAGCAAUCAUCAACUGUUCAUACGUAAAAAAAGAGGAGGAGGAAGAGGAAAAGUUGGUGAGAUGCUUGAAGGCAGUGGAAGAAAUAGUAAUAAAUGGACACGAAAGAAGAAUGGAUGAAAUGGAAGAGAGGUCAGAGACAGCAGGCAAUGUAUUAGACCACCAUUUUUCGAGCUCAGAAAGUGAAAACACGUCGGCCACGAAGAACAGAGGAGAUAAAGAUGAAGGGAAGAUGAGAAAGGUUGGGUACUGCAACAAUCAGAGGGUUCAGAUGAGAGAGAUCCAGCAAUGUUGAUGAGACGAUCAUGAAGAUGGAAAAUGACAGUUGAGUGGGCAAAAAUUAGAUUUUUUUUUUUCUCUCUUUUUUUUUUUUUUUUGUUGGUUUUGGUAUUUGUAUUUUUAUGAAUUUGUGGGGGUGAAGGUGAAGGAUAAGGAAAGGGGAAGAGGAAGAGGAAGAGGGGAAAAGAGGGAAUUUUUGUUCCUUUUUGUUGGGGAGGGACCAAAGACAAAACUUAACUUUGAGAAGGUGUUGUUGUUGGUAAGAAGGUGGUGGUGGUGGUGGGGAGUUGGAUUUAGGUUUUGGGAGUGUUUGUUAUUUUGGGUUUUAGUGUGUGGUUCUUUUGUCGCUUUGUUUAUGGCAUCAGAAUAACUCAUACUUUAAUAACAAGUUCCAUAGUUUUCCAUUUC
This is a messenger RNA of Cucumis sativus (cucumber), 1631 nucleotides long. RefSeq names its product putative cyclin-D6-1. Gene Ontology annotation, molecular function: cyclin-dependent protein serine/threonine kinase regulator activity. The transcript is spliced from 6 exons. The record is from RefSeq and is a predicted model, not a curated record. Gene Ontology annotation, cellular component: nucleus; cytoplasm; cyclin-dependent protein kinase holoenzyme complex. NCBI's taxonomy places the organism in Eukaryota, Viridiplantae, Streptophyta, Magnoliopsida, Cucurbitales, Cucurbitaceae. Gene Ontology annotation, biological process: mitotic cell cycle phase transition; regulation of cyclin-dependent protein serine/threonine kinase activity. Bases 289 to 1239 code for a protein of 316 amino acids.